Notothenia coriiceps (black rockcod) is the source of this 843-nucleotide messenger RNA. RefSeq names its product nucleoredoxin (gene nxn). The record is from RefSeq and is a predicted model, not a curated record. Gene Ontology annotation, cellular component: nucleus. Gene Ontology annotation, molecular function: thioredoxin-disulfide reductase (NADPH) activity. The transcript has 7 exons. Bases 1 to 843 code for a protein of 280 amino acids. Lineage: Eukaryota; Metazoa; Chordata; Actinopteri; Perciformes; Nototheniidae. Gene Ontology annotation, biological process: negative regulation of protein ubiquitination; negative regulation of Wnt signaling pathway.
AUGGACAGCAUUACUUUGCUCCAGUUCACCCUCAGCAGUGUGCUUCUCACCCCUCUAAGUCAACUGAGGAUGAAGCUGUGGAACAAGUACAAGGUAACCAGUAUACCAUCUCUGGUGUUCGUGGAUGCCUCUACGGGGAAGGUGGUGUGUCGAAAUGGUCUACUGGUGGUCAGAGAUGACCCUAAAGGCCUGGAGUUCCCCUGGGGGCCAAAGCCAUUUGCAGAGGUGGUGGCAGGACCUCUGCUCAGGAACAACAGGCAGACGGCAGACGGCACCUCUCUGGAGGGACACUACGUGGGAGUGUACUUCUCGGCACACUGGUGCCCUCCUUGCCGCAGUUUGACCCGGGUCUUGGUGGAAUCAUAUCAAACCGUCAAAGAGGCGGGUCAGAAGUUUGAGAUCGUGUUUGUCAGCGCUGACAGGUCAGAGGAGUCCUUUAAGCAGUACUUCAGCGAGAUGCCCUGGUUGGCCGUGCCGUAUUCGGACGAGGGUCGCCGGUCACGACUCAACAGACUUUAUGGAAUACAAGGUAUUCCCACACUGAUUCUGCUGGACACAGAGGGUCACAUGAUCUCGCGACAGGGCCGUGUGGAGGUGCUGAAUGACCCAGAGUGCCGGCUCUUUCCAUGGCACCCUCGCCCUGUGCUGGAACUCAGCGAGUCCAACGCCGUGCAGCUGCACGAGGGGCCCUGCCUCGUCCUGUUUGUGGACGCGGAGGAGGAAGGUGAACUGGAGCCAGCCAAGGAGCUGAUUCAGCCAAUAGCGGAGAAGAUUAUGGCCAAGUACAAAGCCAAGGAGGAGGAAAUGCCGCUGCUGUUCUUUGUGGCGGGAGAGGUGAGAUAA